AUGUUAACAUAUAAUGAUGGAACAAUUAGUCAUAAUGAUAGUCAAACAUCAUCAAGCGACCCAUCAACAAGUGCUGAAGAAGCAACAAGUUUUGAUACAACUGAUGAAGACUCAUCAAAUGCUAAAUCAACAGAUGAAUCCUUCACGAAUGAAUAUACGAAUCCACAUCGAUGUAAUCUUAAAAAAAGAUCAAAAUUUGUUUGA
Rotaria sordida is the source of this 204-nucleotide messenger RNA. The record is from the annotation of a GenBank genome assembly. Lineage: Eukaryota; Metazoa; Rotifera; Eurotatoria; Philodinida; Philodinidae.